Messenger RNA from Echinops telfairi (small Madagascar hedgehog), 1113 nucleotides. It is a transcript of the gene TMIGD1, whose product is annotated as transmembrane and immunoglobulin domain containing 1. Gene Ontology annotation, cellular component: plasma membrane; synapse; neuron projection. Bases 4 to 795 code for a protein of 263 amino acids. NCBI's taxonomy places the organism in Eukaryota, Metazoa, Chordata, Mammalia, Afrosoricida, Tenrecidae. The transcript has 6 exons. Gene Ontology annotation, biological process: cell recognition; detection of stimulus; susceptibility to natural killer cell mediated cytotoxicity. The record is from RefSeq and is a predicted model, not a curated record. Gene Ontology annotation, molecular function: signaling receptor binding.
AAGAUGGCACAGAAGAGCAGAGCCCUAACAGAAAUGUGCAAAUUUCUCCUAUUGAUUUUCUUUCUGCCAUGUGAGAUAACAAGCUCUGUUCUAACCGUGAAUGGCAGGACUGAGAGCUAUAUCCUGAACACGCGGCGUAACGUGCAGGAGUCCCUGAUAUGUGCCGUUCAGAAUCACACCAGCGAGGAAGAACUUCUCUGGUACCGAGAAGAGGGAAGAGUGGAUUUGAAACCUGGCAACAAAAUCAACUCCAGCUCCGUCUGUGUCUCUCCCAUCAGUGAAAACGACAAUGGAGUCACCUUUACCUGCAAGCUGCAGAGGGACCAGUCGAUGUCCAUCUCCGUGGUGCUGAACGUCAUCUUUUCUCCUCUCCUGAGUGGCGACGACGUCCAAACAGCAGAAGAAGGGAGCGAUGUGCAGUUAGUUUGCAACGUGAAGUCCAACCCCCAGGCUCAGAUGAUGUGGCAUAAAAACAACAGCAUCCUCAAGUUCGAGAAAAACCACCACCAAGUCUACCAGACCAGCGAGUCCUUGCGACUGUCCAUCUCCAAAGUCAAGAAAUCGGACAACGGAACCUACAGCUGCGUGGCAAUUUCACCUCUGGAGAAAAAUGAGACUGUGAAGGACUUUCUCCUGAUUGUUAAAGAUAAAGCGCAGACGAUUCCGAUCGAACCCAUCAUUGCUGCUUCUGUCGUCAUCUUUCUGACGCUCUGCUUUGGACUGGUCGCCAGAAGAAACCGAAUAAUGAAGCUCUGCAGGAAGGAUCCAGCCCCUCGGAGUGGAACUGCUCUAUGAGAGAGCUGAGCUGCCCUCGACUACAGGAAGAGUUUCGCCCCAGGACCUCCUGGAUUUAUGUUGUUCUGUCUGUAUUUAUUGCUAUUAUGGAAGCCACUCCUGUCAGAUUGUUAGAGGUGAUGAGAAGUGUUUCGAUAUUCACUUAACAGUAUGUGUUAUGACUAAUUUGAUAUGGUUAUGGAAUAUUUUUAUGGAGAAAGCUGUUGUUGAGAAUGAAAAGUAAGAUUUCUGUUGAGCUGGGUUUGGGGGUUUAUUUUUUGGUUGUCCCUGAAGGUUCUAUUACUUGAGAUUUGGUACAAAUAAAUGGGUCGCCUUCUA